CUGAUGUACUAUAUGUAAAAUUUUGGAGUAUGUUACCAAUUCCAAAAAGGCGCUCAUAUAUGAUUAGUGAUAUAGUGAUUUUGUUAGAUAAUAUAAUAUUAGCAAAAGCUAAUAUGAUUUUAGUAGAGAUAAGAUCAAAGAGUAUUAAAAAGAGAGAUAGAGAGUUUG
Molecule: messenger RNA, 168 nt
Organism: Racocetra persica
Lineage: Eukaryota; Fungi; Glomeromycota; Glomeromycetes; Diversisporales; Gigasporaceae
Source: the annotation of a GenBank genome assembly